This is a messenger RNA of Saitoella complicata NRRL Y-17804, 735 nucleotides long. RefSeq lists its product as uncharacterized. The coding region runs from base 252 to 671 and encodes 139 amino acids. Lineage: Eukaryota; Fungi; Ascomycota; Saitoellomycetes; Saitoellales; Saitoellaceae. The transcript has a single exon. The record is from RefSeq and is a predicted model, not a curated record.
GCAAUGGCACAAACAAGUCGAAUCGGGCUUCUUGUCGAGCUUGACGGUGAUCUGACCGCAAUUACAUGAUCCAGAGAUGGCAUUCAUUUCGCGUGUUUUUCGCUUGUUGAAUGGCGAAGCGAGGCAUCAAGACCCCAAAAACCCUUCCUCAGUGUUCGAGCGCGGCCCGCUGCGGGAGUUUCGCGCCCGGACCGUCCAUCAGCUGACGUCAUGUUCGCGCUCGUCAACUUUGUCAGAGGUGAAGGCUCGCGAUGGUAAUGUCUUUUGCAAUGUCUUGUGGGAAUCCACUUUGCUUUAUAGUUUUUCGUAUACUAUGGUGUGUGGGCGACCUUGGUGGUGGGUACGAUGCACGUGGGAUACCUCCUUAUGCAUCGCACAUGCAAUCGCUAAACAAAUCUCCUCCUGAUCCCCUCUCGAUGCUCUCUCUUCGACAGUGCUCACUUGAAAAGCUCAUCGACAAUCCUGGCCUCUUUCUGUCCAGCAUCGCCCUUCAAGUCCUUGAUGCCCAAUCGUCUCAUGACCUCGACAACCUUCUCCUCACUCAACCCCAUCUCCGUGAACUUCUUUACUGUGCCCCUGUCCAAACCGAAUCUAGGUCUACGCGAACUCACGCUCGGCUAUUGUUGCCCCAAACCAAACCACCGUCCACCACGAAUAAUACAUCUCCAUGAAUGAAUAGGAACUCAUCUAGAAUAAUGACUCGUCUUCUCUCCCUGUAUCACUGCUUCACGUGAC